GUCGCUUAAAAAAAAAAAAAAAAAAAAACAUUAAAAACUACCCUUUCAUUUGGGGCGUGGCUUGAGGUGGGCAAACUGCGUUCCUAUUGGCUGCGAGAGUCUCCCGGACGUCCACGAACGGAGGGUCUGCUCAUGACGGGACAAGGAUGCAAUUGGAACUUGACAUGAACGCGUCGGUAGUCACCUAAACGCGAGAGAGGGGCGGGAAAAAAAAAACUAAAUUGUCACACAGGAAAGUUGGCGUCGAAAGUUGAGGAGCCCGUGGAGGAGGAGCAGGAGGAGUAAGGGAGGGCUCGCUCACCUGCGGACGGACGUCGUCGGAGCUUCGAGAAGUCAAGGCGACGACCCCCAAAAGACGAUGGCCGAACACGAGAGCCUCGAGUUCGGCAUGGCCGACUUUGUGCUCCUGGACAACGUGUCCAUGGAGGACUUCAUGGCCAACCUCAAGCUCAGGUUCGAGAAGGGAAGAAUCUACAGUUACAUCGGCGAGGUGGUGGUGUCGGUCAACCCUUACCGCGCCAUGAACAUCUACGGCCGCGACGUGGUGGAGCAGUACAAAGGCCGCGAGCUCUACGAGAGGCCGCCGCACCUCUUCGCCAUCGCCGACGCCGCCUACAAAGCCAUGAAGAGACGCAACAAAGACACCUGUAUCGUCAUCUCGGGGGAAAGCGGGGCCGGAAAGACGGAAGCCAGCAAGUACAUCAUGCAGUACAUCGCCGCUAUCACCAACCCCAACCAGCGGGCUGAGGUUGAGAGGGUGAAGAACAUGCUGCUCAAGUCCAACUGCGUCCUGGAGGCUUUCGGGAACGCGAAGACCAACCGCAACGACAACUCCAGCCGCUUCGGCAAGUACAUGGACAUCAACUUCGACUUCAAGGGAGACCCCAUCGGCGGCCACAUCAGCAACUACCUGCUAGAGAAGUCCAGAGUGAUUGUCCAGCAAGAAGGAGAGCGGAGCUUUCACUCUUUCUACCAGCUGCUGAGAGGAGCUCCUGAUGCGCUGCUGCGUUCUCUCCAUGUCCAAAGGGACCCCAAAAGCUACAACUACAUCAAAGUGGGCGGCCAGCUAAAGUCAUGCAUCAAUGACGGCGCUGAUUUCAAAGCCGUGGCCGACGCCAUGAAAGUGAUCGGCUUCACGGGGGAUGAGGUCCUGACGGCUUACAAGAUCCAGGCCACCAUCUUGCACCUGGGGAACUUGACGUUCGGUGUGGACGGCGACGUGACGCUGAUCGAGACCACCAAGCUGGUGUCGAUCAUGGCCGAGCUGCUGUCCACCAAGCGGGACAACGUGGAGAAGGCUCUGCUGUUCCGCACUGUGGCCACGGGUCGCGACGUCAUCGAGAAGCAGCACACGGCGCAAGAGGCCGGCUACGGGCGCGACGCCCUUGCUAAGGCCAUGUACGAGCGUCUCUUCUGUUGGAUUGUGGGACGCAUCAACGACAUCAUCCAGGUGAAAAACUACGAUGCCAGGGUUCACGGGAAGAACACGGUCAUUGGGGUUCUGGACAUCUAUGGCUUUGAGAUCUUCCAGAACAACAGCUUUGAGCAGUUCUGCAUCAACUAUUGCAACGAGAAGCUGCAGCAGCUCUUCAUCCAGCUGGUGUUAAAGCAGGAGCAGGAGGAGUACCAGCGAGAAGGCAUCCCGUGGAAACACAUCGACUUCUUCAACAACCAGAUCAUUGUGGACCUGGUAGAGCAGCAGCAUAAGGGCAUCUUCUCUGUGCUGGACGAAGCCUGCAUGAACGUGGGCAAAGUCACCGAUGAGCUUUUCCUGCAGGGACUCAAUGGCAAGCUGGCCAAACACGCUCACUACACCAGCCGCAAGCUGUCACCGACCGACAAGAGUUUGGAGUUUGACCGAGACUUUCGCAUCCGCCACUACGCCGGCGAUGUGGUUUACUCGGUGGUGGGUUUCAUCGACAAGAAUAAAGACACACUGUUCCAGGACUUCAAGAGGCUGCUCUACAACAGUUCCAACCCGGUCCUGAAGGCCAUGUGGCCCGAGGGCAAGCUGAGCAUCACCGAGGUCACCAAGCGCCCGCUCACCGCCGCCACACUCUUCAAAAACUCGAUGAUCUCCUUGGUGGAGAACCUUGCGAGCAAGGAGCCCUACUACGUGCGCUGCAUCAAGCCCAACGACGUGAAGUCGCCGCUGCUCUUUGAGCGCGAGCGUUGCCGCCACCAGGUGGAGUACCUGGGCCUGCUGGAGAACGUGCGAGUGCGCCGGGCAGGUUUCGCCUACAGACAGACGUACCCGCGAUUCCUGCAGAGGUACAAGAUGAUCUCAGAGUUCACGUGGCCUAACCACGACCUUCCUUCGGACAAGGAGGCAGUCAAGAGGCUCCUGCAGGGCUGCCAUUUUGACGACGACGUGGCCUACGGCAAGACCAAAGUGUUUGUGCGCACGCCACGCACGCUCUUCAGCCUGGAGGAGCAGCGUGCCGAGAUGCUCCAGAGGAUCGUCCUCUUCCUGCAGAAGGUGUGGAGGGGCACCAUCGCCCGGAUCCGGUACCGGCGCAUGCGGGCGGCCGUGGUCAUCCUGCGGGCCUACCGCCACUACAAGGUCAAGUCGUACGUCCGCGAGCUCAACCGCCGCUUCCGCAACGUGCGCUCCAUGAAGGACCGCGGCCGGCACGUCAAGUGGCCCACGCCGCCCAAAGUGCUACGCAAGUUCGAGGAGGCGCUCAGGAACAUCUACAACAGGUGGUGGGCAUGGAUGCUGAUCAAAGGCCUCACUGCGGAGGAGGCUCUGCAGGUGAGGGCCAAGGUGGCCUGCCUGGAGGCCCUCAAGGGCCACAGGGCUGACCUGGGGCUACAGAGGGCCUGGGAAGGGAACUACCUGAAGCGAGACAGCCCCAAUAGCACGGCGUCCUUCACGUUGGUCUCCAGUGAGCUGCAGCGCAAAGACAAAUUCAUGCGGGUGCUGUUUGCGUGCAACGUGCGCAAAAUCAACCGCUUCCACAAGGCGGAGGACAGAGCUGUGCUCAUCACCGACCGCCACCUGUACAAGAUGGACCCCCUCAGGCAGUACAAACCCAUGAAGAGCAUCCCCCUCUACAACGUGACGGGCGUGAGUGUGUCGCCGGGCAAGGACCAGCUGGUGGUGUUCCACACUAAGGACAGCCGCGACUUGGUGGUGUGCCUGCAAGGCCUGGUGCCUGCCAACGAGAGCCGCAUCGGUGAGCUGGUGGGCGCCCUCCUCAGCCACUUCAAGAGCGUGUUGGAGGUCAAAGUGGAUAAAGUUGCUGCCGACUUGAGCGAGCGGCGGAAGCUGCAGGUGAACAUCUCCAGCCCCAUCCAGUGCAGCAUGAACGGCAGGAAGUGCACGGUCGUGGUGGAGCCCAAGAUCAACCAAUCGCAGCCCGACUUCACCAAGAGCCGCGGCGGCUACGUGUUGGCCGUCCCCGCCAACUGAAAGGCGGCGUGGGGGGGGCGAUGACGACGGCGCCCCCAGCAGGCCGGGAAGGUGAUUGACUUGUCUGUUUUGGGCGGGGUUCACUCAAUCGUCCAAUCACAGCUUUGAAAAGUUAGCACUGCUGGAUCAUCCACCAAAGUGAUGUUAUUUCCCUCUUUUUUUAUUUGCUUCGUGCAAUAUUGACUUCUUUUUGUUGUCAGUCCAAGUUUGAAGGUGAAUAACUUCUUUGUUUAUGAAGGAUUUAAAGCGGAAGAUCAAUAAUUGUAAAUGGUCGUUGUCCUUGCCAAAGGCUUUUCUUGAUUUUUAUCUUUUUUUUUUUUUUUGCUGCAAUGUGCUGAGCACAUCUGCGAUUUAAUUUAAAAGUGUCAUGCGCAGCACACAUUUAAUACAUAUUUAAUACACAAACAGCAGCACAGUGCACAAGUGGUUAGCAGUUUUGGCUCACAGUUGGAGUCUCAGCUCGUAUGUUCUCCUCAUGCUUGCGUGAUUUUUUUCAUCGGCUACUCCGGCUUUCCAAAAACACUUGCGUUAGCUUUAUUGGAGUCUCUAAUUCAACGAUUCUCAAACUAGGGUACCAGGGGGUCUACAAAAUAAUCGUAUCGUUUAAGAAAGUGCGUAACUACUGUACAUAUGAGGACUGGCGCACUAAUAAAACACACAUAAUAAUUAGUGACUCCUCCCUAUGUUAGCUUUGGCCAAUUGAAAGCGUUGCUAUGAUUGGAUCAUCACAUCUGUAAUCCCUGCAUCAAUAAAGUUAUUUUAGAACAAAAAAAUGAUUAGUGCAGGAAUAGAGUCCCUUUUUGGGAAUAAAAGGCAGAGCAGAAUAAAUGUGAUUUUUCCAGGCUAAAAAGCUUGAUACACAGUAGUGCCUUGAAAUUCGAGUUUAAUAUUUUCCGUCAUAUCAUCUUUCUUUCUCCAUCUUUCUCUUUCUGCCAUUCUAGCCUACGGGCCAAAAAAAAUUUAAAUUUAAAUUUUGAAUUUUUGAUGAUGAAAGUAACACUCUAUAAUAUUGUACUUUAUAGAAAUAUAUAUUAAUAACAACUAUAUAGAAUACAAAGAAUUAAACAGUUUGUGCAUGAUUUGUUCCAUGCAGCUCCUUCUGGUGGGCUUGACUUGGCCACCGGGGGCAGUAUAAUACAGUCAUGCAGACACAAACCUAGAAGAGUUUCACAACUACUGUAAGUGCGUCGGUGAGCUGCAGUAAUAAGAGUCGUUUUUCGUAGAGGAUAAAGAAUAUACGCCUGUGAGUAUUGCUAUGUGUUUGCUGCACCAAAAACAGCCGAAAGACAGCUCGAAAAACACGUAAAUCGGGUAAUUCGGAUCCCAAGGCACUGCUGUGUUACAAGAAUAACGUUGCAUUUCGUAAAUUCACUUGUCUCAAUUGUCAAAAAUGAAUCGAGGAAACCUCAGUGGAAUCAAUUAUGACACGUUUUCAGGUCAGGGUCUGUUAGCCACCGUGCUAACACAUGCUAACAGGUGCCAAAGCACUAACCCGAAGGAGAGACACACACACACUGUAGUACGUCAUGUCGUGUGACAAAGUGUGUUUGUAAAGUGAGUAGUGGUUUGUGUUCAGUGGCGCGGAGCUGAAGUGGAGAGUGCGUGCGCUCGAGACCUCGAUCUGCUCGUUAUGUCGUUACUUUCCGCUCGGCCUCUGAAGCGACACACAGUCACGCCAAGAAGAAGAAGAAGCGGAAGAGUAGGAGGAAAACCUCCUCUAUCCCCUUCUUCCUCCCCCACUUGUUCCCCUUUCUUCCUCUGUCCUUCCUUUAUCACUUCCUUCCUAAUUUGUUCCUUUCUCCCUUCUUGACGAAAUACUUCCUCCCCUUAUUGCCUUUGGGACUUUCGCCUUUAUUGCUAUGACCCUACAUAUCCCUCCUUACUUUGACCCCUUUCCAUCCUUACUUCCCCGCUUCCUUCCCUGGCUCGGACUGUCCCUCUUCCCCUCCGUCCUCCACUUCUCACCAAUCCUUACAAUGCAGAAGUGCACAUUCAAAAUGACUCCUGUUGUAUGUGCGCGCCAUUUGCGUGUCCUCGGUCGUCCCCGUGUGUGCGUCGUGCGCCAAAUUGCCGUCAUUCUCCGUAAUUUAUUGUGUGUGUAUUGUAUGUACAUGCAUUCACAUGUGCCUCAUUUGAAAACCCCUUCUGCAUAUAUUUGUCAUAGGAAUAAACAAUACAUUCAUGA
Messenger RNA from Phycodurus eques (leafy seadragon), 5600 nucleotides. It is a transcript of the gene myo1d, whose product is annotated as myosin 1D. Gene Ontology annotation, biological process: actin filament organization; vesicle transport along actin filament. The record is from RefSeq and is a predicted model, not a curated record. The coding region runs from base 359 to 3415 and encodes 1018 amino acids. The transcript is spliced from 23 exons. Gene Ontology annotation, cellular component: vesicle; microvillus; cytoplasm. Gene Ontology annotation, molecular function: actin filament binding; microfilament motor activity; ATP binding. Lineage: Eukaryota; Metazoa; Chordata; Actinopteri; Syngnathiformes; Syngnathidae.